This is a messenger RNA of Alosa sapidissima (American shad), 1092 nucleotides long. RefSeq names its product myeloid-associated differentiation marker-like protein 2. The coding region runs from base 4 to 870 and encodes 288 amino acids. Gene Ontology annotation, cellular component: membrane. The record is from RefSeq and is a predicted model, not a curated record. Lineage: Eukaryota; Metazoa; Chordata; Actinopteri; Clupeiformes; Clupeidae. The transcript has a single exon.
CAGAUGGAUAAGAUAAUGUGCUCCAUCGCCUCACUCCUCAGCUGCCGCGGGUUACUGCACUUAGGUGAGAUCCUGCUUUGUAUUGUCACCUUCAUUCUGUCUUCAUUCUCGCCUAAGCCACUGCACUCCUACUGGAUCUACUGCAUGUUCAUCUGGCCUAUCUGCGCCCUUCUGACCCUGGUCAUCACCAUUAUUGAGUUGUUCCUCAUUCACAAGUUCAUCCUGUUUUUAUGCAUGGACUGGGAUGACUUCACCACAGGUAUAGCCUUCAUGGCGUCCCUCACCACCUGUACUGUUGCCAUCUGUUACUGCGUGUUCUACGUAUGUCUGGUGUGCGUGUGGGACUGGCUAGUGGCAGUACUUGCCAUUCUGUGUUGCGCGCUCUACAUCACGGAGUUUGUGAGGGAUAAAUGCGACUCAACGCGCUCUGUGAAGUACCUGGCCGCCCUCCCUGGAACCUUCAAGAUCCUGGAGGCGUAUGCGAGUUGCAUCAUCUAUAUCUCACUGACAGGCUAUCAUACGCAGGUGCCACUGAUCCUGUGCGUGGUGCUCUACAUCAUUCCCUUUCCUAUAAUACCAGUGAUUGUCAUGGUGAACGUGAUGAACUCGCUGCGAGUGUGCCUGCCUUUCAACAUUUCCCGUCUCGAGAACAUCUUUCUCGUCCUCUCUGUGGUGGUCUACAUCGUGGCUGCAAUCAUCUGGCCACUUUACACUGUCCAUAACAACCCUCAGCCAGAUGACUGCCCAGCAGGUGGGUGUCAGUGGAGCUUCUAUUUUUUGGUCACGUUUAUGACGUGCGUUAACCUCUGCCUUUUCACUGUGGACUUGGUGUUCACGCUUCUGGGGAUAUGUGGCUUCCAGCGUGUUUGAGGCACAGACAAGGACCUUGAGGCCCAGACAUAGACCUUAAGGCACAGACAAGGACCUUGAGGCACAGAGAAGGACCUUGAGGCACAGGGAAGGACCUUGAGGCCCAGGCAUAGACAUUGAGACAAGGACGUUGAAGCACAGACAUAGACCUUGAGGUCAGACAUGGAGAUUUAGCCUUUGAGUAGUCUGUCUUUUUGUUGUCACAUCAAUUUAAUUUCUAUA